AACAAUUUCAUCUCAGAAACUAUUCGUUGAAUCACAACCACAUACACUGAUCUUAUCAUGGCUUCUACAUCAUUUUCUCUAUCAAAUCAAACAAUUCACUCAACCAUUCAGCCGCCGUGCAACGCCACCUUCCGCCGCCCUCUUCGUAUAUCCGCCACUUGCGCCACCUCUGAGAGGACCAGUAGUACGAAGAUCAGCACUGGAUACGCUCCAAAACAGGGGUCUCUAUACGAAGUCCUGGGGAUUCAAACCGGUGCUUCUUGUCAAGAAAUUAAAACUGCGUAUAGAAAAUUAGCCAGAAGUUUGCAUCCGGAUGUUGCGUCGAACAGUGGAGAUGAAUUUAUGAGAGUGCAUACGGCUUAUGCGACUCUUUCUGAUCCGGAGAAGCGUGCGAACUACGAUACGGAACUUUUUCAUCGGAGGAGGCCGACUGCGCUGUCGGCGAGGGGUUAUUCUUGCCGGAGCCGGAAUUGGGAAACUGACCAGUGCUGGUAAAUCAAUUUGCGAAAUGAUUAGCUCAAAAUGUAGACAGAAGCUGGAACUAGUUUACAGAGUACAGUCUACUGUCUACAGUUACUUCCAUGUAAAUACAAUCUUAUUUGUAGGAUGAUAAUAUUUGUUAACAUCAUCACAUCCAUACAUUUUGUAAAUUGUUAAAAAAUGUUUUUUAAUUCAUUGGUCCAGAUUUCAUCACCUUCAACAUUA
Olea europaea var. sylvestris is the source of this 705-nucleotide messenger RNA. Its product is annotated as chaperone protein dnaJ 11, chloroplastic-like. NCBI's taxonomy places the organism in Eukaryota, Viridiplantae, Streptophyta, Magnoliopsida, Lamiales, Oleaceae. The transcript has a single exon. Bases 58 to 495 code for a protein of 145 amino acids. The record is from RefSeq and is a predicted model, not a curated record.